Leptidea sinapis is the source of this 1149-nucleotide messenger RNA. RefSeq names its product ER membrane protein complex subunit 3 (gene EMC3). Gene Ontology annotation, biological process: protein folding in endoplasmic reticulum. Gene Ontology annotation, cellular component: membrane; EMC complex. The transcript has 5 exons. The coding region runs from base 141 to 872 and encodes 243 amino acids. NCBI's taxonomy places the organism in Eukaryota, Metazoa, Arthropoda, Insecta, Lepidoptera, Pieridae. The record is from RefSeq and is a predicted model, not a curated record.
UAUUCUUGAAAGAUUCAAGAUUGUCCAAAUUCUAAAGUAAAAGUACCUAUUGGAAUUAGGGAUUUACUAUAAUUUUCAACUACAGUAAUUGAUUAUUAUGUUAUUUUAAGCCAAGCCAGUACUUAGUUUUCUAAAGAAUAAUGGCAGAGUUAUUAUUGGACCCAAAAAUUCGAUUCUGGGUGUUUCUACCAAUAGUUGUAAUUACAUUUUUAGUUGGCCUCGUCAGGCACUAUGUCUCAAUUAUUUUAUCUUCCCAUAAAAAGAUUGAGUUAUUACAAGUACAGGAUAGUCAAGUUAUGAUUAGAGCUCGAUUAUUAAGAGAGAAUGGCAAGUAUCUUCCUAGGCAGUCAUUUGCUAUGAGAAGGCAUUGGUUUAACAAUGAAGAUACAGGAUAUUUCAAAGUGCAAAAGAGAACAUCAAAUGCCCAGAAUCCUAUGACAGACCCUGGAAUGAUGACAGACAUGCUUAAAGGGAAUUUGACUAAUGUGUUACCUAUGAUUGUAAUAGGAGGCUGGAUUAACUGGAUGUUCAGUGGCUUCCUUACUACUAAAGUGCCAUUUCCCCUCACCCUGAGAUUUAAACCAAUGUUACAAAGAGGAGUGGAGCUGGCCUAUCUAGAUGCAUCAUGGGUGUCCUCAGCGUCAUGGUAUUUCUUAAAUGUAUUUGGUUUGAGAACCAUCUACACUCUUGUCCUGGGAGAAAAUAAUGCUGCAGAUCAAUCUAAAGUGAUGCAAGAUCAAAUGUCAGGAGCCGCAAUGGCCAUGCCUCCGGAUCCGAAGGCGGCGUUCAAGGCGGAGUGGGAAGCUCUUGAGAUCACCGAACACAAGUGGGCCCUCGCCACUGUUGACACCGACUUGCUCACAGCCGAGUGAACAUAGUGUAAUAAAUAAUAUGUUAUAGGAGGCCAAUUACAUCAUAAUAUAGUAAUACAUCAAUCAAGCAGCCAAUGCAAAACAAAAAAUUAAUUAAAACUUGCCUGACUUCAUCGAUAACUUGUACUCCAUUCAUUCCAGAGUAAUAAUAUCCAGAUUUACUAUAUUUGUGUAAGAGUCUUAUAUGCAUAAGGUAUUUAUUUCAUUUAAAUGCAUUUUAAAUAUAAUGGUGAAUAUGUAAGGAUUAUAUUAUUAAAUAGAAACUUAGUCACUUAAA